UACACAUGCCAAGGAAUGAGAGUGGGAUUAGGAACUGUAGCCCUCAAGAUUGUUCGAUACGCAGAGACAGUCCUUGAAGGAGAAGGAAGUUCUGUAGGCGAAGCGGUGACCUUAGUAAUCCUAACGAAAGCUAAGGGCUAUAAAUAGUUAAAUAGCCUCACAAAUUAACGCCCACGCCUUCUCUUCUCGCAUACCGAUACCCACCAGAACUUUUCUCUAGUAGUGAUCACUCUAAAAAAGCUCCUCAAUUCUCUGCAAUUCUUUGGCCAAAUCUUAACAUGAUUUUGCCUUGGAUAAAGUCUUUCUUCUCAAAUCAAUCAUGCCCAUUUUGGUUUUCUGUCUAAAACCUUGAGAAAUUGUCACUUGUUGCAUUGGUUUUUUUUUUUUUUCCUGGUUUUAAACCCAGUUUCUGCCUCUUUUGAUUUUUGGUUUUUUAGACUCUUUUUGGGUUUUCUUUUUUGAGUGUUUUGGCCUUUCAGAUUUCAUUAUGAGUAACUGGAGGAGACGUAAAGGUGAAAUUAAUCAUCCAGAAGUUAAGAGGACGACAAGAUCACACCAUAGACAGCCUCCUCAUGGUAGUUGGCAGCCAACUGUACCAUCAUGGGAGAAAAGAUUCUGCUAUUCAGUUGGUUUGGUUCCAUGGGGCAAGCUAUUGGAAACCAAAAAGUCUAUGUACCUAUAUGAGAAUAUAGUUCAGUGGAAUGACUCUGCUGGUGAAGAGGCUUUUCACAAUGCUAAAAACCGGUUUUGGGCGAAGAUUAAUGGUCUUCAUUGUGACAUAUCAUUGCCCGAUCCUGAUAUUUAUAUUGAUGAAAUUGACUGGAAUUCCAACAUUGACCCUGAAUUGUACUUAGAUUUGGAACGGGAGCCCAAAUAUCCUGAUGAGAAAGAUAAAGAGGAGGAAGUUGUGAUUUUUGGUUGUUCUCUCCUGAAUCAGUCAUUUUCGUGCACCGGAUGGGGGGAGGCUGAAGAGGAGGUGCAAAAGACAGCCACUGCAGCUUUGUAUCCUGGAUUUAGAGAUUUUAAUCAAAAGGGUAAUAAUGGAAACCCCAGGGAGAGCAAUGUUUCUCAGGCCAAUGGAGCCAUGAUUGAUAAUGAAUGGGCAAAUUGUUGGAGUGAUUCAUAUAGAUGGAAAAAUAAUUACGAGUGGGACAGUAAUUAUAAGCAGUGGAAUAAUUUCAAUGAUACAACUGGUGGAGAUUGGGAAACAUGGGAUGAGAAUAGCUGGAAGAACGAGGGUGCUGGCUGCUACAUGUCAAGGUAUAAAACCUCCAGGUUUGGAGGGAAUGACCAUCAGACGGAUCGUGGAGGGUGGAGGAAUGGAAGGGGGAGGAAGGGGAUGAAUUUUGCAUAUUAAUGGUCACUUUUAAGAGACUGUUUUGAGGUGGGGCAACAAAAUGAGUUAUUGUUGACCAGUAACCUAAAGCAGAUUUUGGCAAAGUAGGAAUUCAGUGGAAGUGGGUGACAAAAGUUUUGUAAGUGUUAAGUAUAUAUUACAGUAGGCUUUUUAGUUUAACCUAUUAUUUUAUUUUUUUGUUCAUGUGUGAGAACAUACACUACAUAAAAUAGGUUGUUACAAAUUGGGCCAAGUUUCUCUGCAAAGCAUGUGUUCAGCAUUGGGAGAGUCUUUUGUUAGUUAGUGAUGCACAGUGAUCAUCUCAAGAUGUGUUCUUUGUUUCUGUAGGUUCAUAUGUAGUGAGGAUUCAAAUGUCUAUUCACGUUGCAAAUUGGUCCCUUGCUUUCAUUGUAUGAAUUCUAUUAAGAGGUUGUUCAAAGAUUGUGAAUGUCCCCAGAAAAUGUAGUAUCUCAAUAUUGUUUUCUGGAAUUUAUUACAUGUUCUUCGAUUAUUGUCGACAGAUAA
This is a messenger RNA of Hevea brasiliensis (rubber tree), 1861 nucleotides long. RefSeq lists its product as uncharacterized. NCBI's taxonomy places the organism in Eukaryota, Viridiplantae, Streptophyta, Magnoliopsida, Malpighiales, Euphorbiaceae. Bases 488 to 1357 code for a protein of 289 amino acids. The record is from RefSeq and is a predicted model, not a curated record. The transcript is spliced from 2 exons.